CAGCUGCAUACACGGACGCAAGGAAUUUGUUAUCGGUGCCGUGGAAAACUCUUUUUAGCACUGUAAACCCUCUGAUAGUGGUUCAUGGAGCUUUGAGAGCAGGAGUAUUCACCAAUCGGCUUGAGUUAGCUUUGACACUCUACUCCCCGAACCAGCUCUUUAGAUUGUCUUUUGUGCCCCAACGCUAAAUUCUCCAUGCCACAUGGAUAUCAACGCAGGCUUGGAUGAGAUCCAUCACAUCGACGGCCUGAUUAAUCCUAAGCCAAGUUCAUGGGUGUAUUAUUGUCUAUUAGCUUUUGCUAUCUUCAAAGCUUUCAUGAUAUUCAUCUGUCUUGGCGUAAUCAUCAUACCGAUCUACCUAAAUGGAGUGGGUUCAAGAAAGCACUUAUGGCUAAUCCGGCGUACUCAUGUUGAUUCGAGUAGCAUACCAGUCCUGGUACCCAAUAGGUCUUUGGUCGUAGCAUUGCUCGAGCUGGUGGGAUCAACCAUGUUUUUCUUUCACAUAUGCUUAAAUUACCUUGCCACGAAUCAUCCGCAGGUCACACUGACCAAAGCUGUAAUUUGGGAUGCAAUCGGAGGCCUCCCAUCGUGGCUGUCUAUUUGGUUGACAGGAUGGAGCUUGCUUCACACUUGUCAAGGCCGGCGUCACGGCUCCAGUAAUACAAAUGCUCGCUUUCCCCCGCCUUGGGCUUACAACAUUACGUGGAUAUCUGGAUGUUUCCUGGCGAUCGUUUUGGCUGCUUAUGCUUGCAAUAAGUUCAGUCUAAUGUCAAGUGAACUCGGCCUUGACCUACGCAAUCUUCAUGAAAUGAUGAUGCAAAGGUCCGGCCUCCGGGCUGACCCAGAAAUCCAAACUUUGGCAUCGGAAAUGCAAGAUGAAAUCCAGAACUUCCACGCCGAGUUGGCGGCACAGAAAAAAGUCCUGACAGGAUGGGUAACGGGUUGGAUGGCUUUUGGGAUCGUACUGGUGCUUUUUUAUAUCUUCAUAUUACAAUUACUGGUGCGAAAGAUCCGAAAGGUUUUAAGAUUAUGUGAAGCAGAACAUUUUAGGUUUUUAAGCCAGACGUGCGACCAAGCCUUACACAAUGAAAAACUGAAGAUUGUCGAAAAAUCACUAGCCCCCCUUCAUGCGUUACGACAGGAAUUACGACUCUUGAUGUUCUCUAGCUUCUCCAUCAUGAUGGUGUUGUUAGCAGAGGUUUCUAUCUGCGCUUGCCGCUAUUGGUCACUCAAGACGGAGCAUUUAUCCGUAUUUAUGUUGGAAUUCUCCUUGAUUUCUGCAAUGAUACCUAGCGUGUUUAUGUCGCCUGUACUUCUUAUCCAGUGUUGGAAAGGCUUGAUAUCGCAUGCUCCCAUCCACGAUCCCCCAGAAAGGGCCGCUCGUCAACAGAAGGGCCUUACAGAUGGAAUGGAGAUGGGGCGCAUCAAUAAGGCUGGAUGGAGUUGUCUAAUGGACAAGCAUACCGCGGAAACGUCUUCCCAAAACUCGACAAAAUUCCAAUUACCUGCAUUUUACCAAAGGUUGUUCUGGUGGUAUGCCAAUCCCGAUACCGACGAUGUAGACUGCUUACAUAUUCAAAGCAACUACCCCCCAUCAACGGUACAACUGUCCACAGCUUCCCUUGUCUCGGUCGAUCCUGAAUGCAGCCGAUUGGAAUUGAGAUCCAUUCAGCUUUCCGAGGUUCCAGAUUCUCAUCACCACUAGUAAAUAAAAUUCCAAAAUAAAUUUGUCAUUCCAUCUCCCGGUGUUAAAUUAUAAAGAAUCUGUUGUGUUGCUAGCGCAUUAAAUAGAGAGCCGGAUGUUCUUCAUAUUCUCACACUAAUGCUAUAUUUGAAAUUGUUGUAAUGGACAUACAUACUUUAUAUCGGG
Messenger RNA from Puccinia graminis f. sp. tritici CRL 75-36-700-3, 1870 nucleotides. RefSeq lists its product as uncharacterized. The record is from RefSeq and is a predicted model, not a curated record. NCBI's taxonomy places the organism in Eukaryota, Fungi, Basidiomycota, Pucciniomycetes, Pucciniales, Pucciniaceae. Bases 203 to 1705 code for a protein of 500 amino acids. The transcript is spliced from 12 exons.